Pocillopora damicornis (cauliflower coral) is the source of this 1181-nucleotide messenger RNA. RefSeq names its product homeobox protein EMX1. Gene Ontology annotation, cellular component: nucleus. Gene Ontology annotation, biological process: regulation of transcription by RNA polymerase II. NCBI's taxonomy places the organism in Eukaryota, Metazoa, Cnidaria, Anthozoa, Scleractinia, Pocilloporidae. Gene Ontology annotation, molecular function: RNA polymerase II cis-regulatory region sequence-specific DNA binding; DNA-binding transcription factor activity, RNA polymerase II-specific. The record is from RefSeq and is a predicted model, not a curated record.
UGGAGCGCGAACCACAACUUAAAAAAUACCAGAGUCAGAUAGAUCUCUAACGCACGAUGCACGCUUACGAAGGUUCGCAGUCGUCUUUCAUCAACUCCAUGUACCGGCCAAGCUCAGCUCUUCAGCCUUCUAACCAACAAUCAUACGCGAGCUAUAAAUCCCAAACAGAAUACCCGAUGGCUGUACGAUUUGAUUCUCACCCACUUCACAGCCUCUCCGCGUACAACUCGGGCUCAUUUUCGUUCUAUCCGUGCGCGUCAAGUCAUCGCUACGUCCACGACUUGAACUGUAGCUACACGGCCGGAUCUCUGCAUAGCGGAUUUGUGGCGUGUCGCCGUCCGAAGAGGAUCAGAACAGCUUUUACACCAACGCAACUGCUUCACCUAGAGAACGCUUUCGAAAAGAACCACUACAUUGUGGGCACAGAACGCAAGCAGUUAGCGUCUUUCUUGAGUCUUUCCGAGACGCAAAUUAAGGUCUGGUUCCAGAAUCGCAGGACCAAAUGGAAGCGUCAACAGGCUGAGGAAAAAGCUUCUUCACAAGCUAAAAGCUCCGGCAUAAGUGUCAGCGAAUGCCAUGGAAUAAACAGUCAGCUGCAGAAGGAAGAAAACGAACAUUUGGUUUGAUCUUCUGGAAAUUACAAUUCUCACGAACAAGUAGAAAUCACGGGUAAUUAUCAUCGGCCUUUGGCGCAAAACGUUCGAUUCCAAAGCCUAGCACCUAGAAUUAAUCGAACGUGAUCUCUUCUUACUGGAUUAAUCCAUUAUCCUACCUGGCGCCAAAGAAUAAUUCCGAUCAGAACUCUUAUUUCACUUGUAAGAUAUUAAACUUGACUUAAGAAAUAAAAAGAAUUUCUCUUUCAUUGAAGACACACACACGAAGAAAUGCGGUUCUACUGAUACCAAAAUUUUUUCUUCUUUUCUCAAGGAUAAGUGCUUACUUACUAAGAACCUCUGUGAAUUCGUUUUAUGCUAGGAUCUUAUUAGUAUCUUUUUAGUCGACUUCAAAUCCAUCUUUGUAUUUUUAUUCUUCGUAGAGAUAAUUCGCAAUGAUGAGAACUUUCUUCGUUCAGUUUCUUCCCUUUAAUUUCUGUUAAUUCCUGUUAGUUUGGAGGACCUUUCUUGUUAUAAAAUUAUAAUAACAUUUACCUCAGCUUUUCUCAGAGGAUGAGGUUACACGCC